Messenger RNA from Linum tenue, 204 nucleotides. NCBI's taxonomy places the organism in Eukaryota, Viridiplantae, Streptophyta, Magnoliopsida, Malpighiales, Linaceae. The record is from the annotation of a GenBank genome assembly.
AUGCUAUACAGAGGGGUGAGGAGAAGCCCGUGGGGGAAAUACGCGGCGGAGAUAAGGGACCCCACCAAGAAGGACGCCAGGUUGUGGCUCGGCACCUACAACGUUCCCAAGGGAGCCGCACUGGCUUACGAUCGAGCCGCUUACCGGAUCCGUGAUGGUGGUGGGGAGUGUUGCUGCGGUGAUCAGAUUCCGCGGCGGCGUUGA